UCCUUGCUCUCGAAGAUGACCUUAUCCUUAUGUAUUCUUUACUAUAUCAGUGUGGCCAUCCUCCUUGCUGGCGAAGUGUGGCUGUUCCUUGCUCUCGAAGGACCUGGUUUAGGUAUCAUCGACGUCGCUUUUGUUUGUGUGCGGAUAAUGGCCCGAAAGUUCUUCGUCGGUGGCAAAUCGAAAUGCAAUGGGACGAUCGAGGAGGUCGAGAAAAUUGUCAGCAUUCUGAAUGAUGGAAAAAUUGAAUCACCUGAUGCUGUUGAGGUUGUGGUUAGCCCGCCAUCUGUAUUUCUUCCUCUUGCGAAAAGUUUGUUGCGCUCUGAUUUCCAAGUCGCAGCACAAAAUUGUUGGGUGAAGAAAGGAGAUGCUUACACUGGCGAGAUCAGUGCUGAGAGGAUUGUAAACCUUGGCAUUCCUUGGGCCAUUCUUGGACACUCGGAACGGAGGGUUUUGUUAAAUGAAUCAAAUGAGUUUGUUGGGGGCAAGGUUGCAUAUGCACUCUCUAAAGGUUUAAAGGUAAUUGUUUGUGUCGGUGAGACACUUGAGCAACGUGAGUCAGGAGCCACCUUGGAAGUUGUUACUGCACAAACAAAAGCUAUUGCAGAACGGAUUUCUGACUGGACCAAUGUAGUUCUGGCCUAUGAGCCAGUUUGGGCAAUUGGAACAGGGAAGGUUGCUACUCCAGCUCAGGCUCAAGAGGUGCACUCUGAAUUAAGAAAAUGGCUUCAGAUAAAUGUGAGUGUUGAGGUUGCAGAAUCAACCAGGAUCAUUUAUGGAGGUUCUGUAAAUGGUGCUAACAGCAAAGAACUUGCAGCACAACCUGAUGUUGAUGGGUUUCAUGUUGGAGUUGCUUCGUCGAAGCCGGAGUUUGUGGACAUCAUCAAUGCUGCUACUAUUAAGUCCUGUGCUUGAGAAGUCUUAAGACUCUUUGUCAGUUGAAGGCCUACGACCUUUGUGUUAUGUAUUGCAAACUUUUUUCAGUCGAGCUACCUGCCUCUUGCUUGUAACUGAAAUGAACCAAUAAUUUCCCAAGUCAUGUACGAAAGACUAUUUAUUUGAUAUGUCCAGUAUCUUUGGUGUGAAGAAAUAAUGUGGAUUGAGUUGCAACUAGUUAAAUAUGCUCGGCUUCUGUCAA
Zingiber officinale is the source of this 1135-nucleotide messenger RNA. RefSeq names its product triosephosphate isomerase, cytosolic-like. Gene Ontology annotation, molecular function: triose-phosphate isomerase activity. The coding region runs from base 16 to 912 and encodes 298 amino acids. Gene Ontology annotation, cellular component: cytosol. The transcript has 10 exons. The record is from RefSeq and is a predicted model, not a curated record. Lineage: Eukaryota; Viridiplantae; Streptophyta; Magnoliopsida; Zingiberales; Zingiberaceae. Gene Ontology annotation, biological process: glycerol catabolic process; glycolytic process; glyceraldehyde-3-phosphate biosynthetic process.